AUGCAAGUUCUUUUCUGCUGCGUGAAACUGCUGACCGGUGAAACGACUUGUAUCGAGAGUAUGACACGAUUCGCACGUGUUCGGUGUGUCGACAAUUUGGGAGUGGGUCAGAUGGACCUCUAUAAUAUCAGCAUCAACUCGCCGGAAGUGUGUGAAGUGGAUUGUGCCAGAGACCCCCACUGCAAGUCGUUUGUGUACGACAGCCGCCAACGCACAUGCUCACAUUACCGUGAAAAAGUAUCCCACAGCAGCUCAUAUCAUGACCAGAAAUACUUUCUUAUCUACGAAACGCGAGAUCGAUGUGGCCCUUCACCAGACGAGGAGUGUUAUCGCAUAACGCAGGGGAAAAAGACGUACAGCGGAAGAAAGGUGACGACCGAAUCCGGCCUGACCUGCCAGCAUUGGGCCACCAACGAUCCACACUAUAACUUAUACACCAAUCCAGACUUGUAUCCCGACACUUCGAUGGCUGCGGCAGAAAACUUCUGCCGUGUUCUUGAUGACUCCACGAACCCGUGGUGUUACACGAUGGAUCGAAAUGUCAGAUGGGAUUAUUGCGCAGUUCCUCUUUGCUUGAACUAAAUUUCCUCACACAGGCGUUCAGGCUUCUAUUUCUGUUGGAGCGACAGGCUGAUUUUUUGCCGAAUUAACUGAAAAUGCCCGAAUCUGGAUGACAACAUUUAUUUGUUUAAAUUAGCAUUACUGCCAAACAGCUGUAUAUGGUUGCAUACGAAUCACUACGCAUCUUUACAUGGAUUACAACUAAUAUUGUGAAAAAGUUUCAGACAAGCUUAUUUUGUUCAAACAUCUCCAUCGGUUUUGCCAGAAUUUGAGGAUUUUCUCCAGCACCGGGGGGUGGGUGAUCCCCCUUCCCCCUGUCUCGUACGCUUAUGUCUCCUCGGUAUCAUAGGCAAGCGCUCCACUACGGAGCAACAUCCGGCCCGCCUGCCAUUAGGGACAGAUGUAGGGUUGAGGGUGUACACCACUAAAUCAAAUCACAAAGACAACAGUUUUAGUAACAUAUGUUAGUCCCUCCUGAAUUUCGCGAUUCCGCGGACGCGGAAAAAUUUGCAGAAUUUGCACCAUCGUGCAGAAUAGUUGUUUGUCCGCGGAAAAUCACUUUUCGUGCAGAACACGUGCAGAAUUCAUAAUUUUAGGCCGUGGAAUUUGUCUUAAACACCGCAAAAUGUUCGAUGUUUCUGAAUUGUAACAUUAAACAUGGAAUUUUAAUAGUGUUUACUUUCCAUGCAGUAAUAAAUAGAAACAUAAAUCAUUUGUUUCUUUUCU
This is a messenger RNA of Gigantopelta aegis, 1287 nucleotides long. Its product is annotated as plasminogen-like. Bases 1 to 582 code for a protein of 193 amino acids. NCBI's taxonomy places the organism in Eukaryota, Metazoa, Mollusca, Gastropoda, Neomphalida, Peltospiridae. Gene Ontology annotation, molecular function: endopeptidase activity; signaling receptor binding. The record is from RefSeq and is a predicted model, not a curated record. The transcript is spliced from 2 exons.